This is a messenger RNA of Ylistrum balloti, 1099 nucleotides long. RefSeq lists its product as uncharacterized. Gene Ontology annotation, biological process: sensory perception of taste. Lineage: Eukaryota; Metazoa; Mollusca; Bivalvia; Pectinida; Pectinidae. The coding region runs from base 1 to 885 and encodes 294 amino acids. Gene Ontology annotation, cellular component: membrane. The record is from RefSeq and is a predicted model, not a curated record. The transcript is spliced from 4 exons.
AUGCUUAGAGCGUGUUUAUCACGUGACCAUCUUCAAAGCUUUUACCAGAAUUUUGAUAGAAUUAUUACCGAAACUUCUAUCUAUAGUGAUUCCUUGGAGUCCAGAUCAAGUGAAAUGAAGAGAAUGAUCUUCUUCCGCACUUCUGUGACAUGGUUUGGUGCUGUCAUCAGUUUUGCCGGUAUCAUAUUUCAGUCAGUUACUGAUUUUAACAAAGACUUCGCGGCUGGUAUCACCAACCCGUUCCCACAGAGAAAUAUAGCUGCUCUGCUUUUUUUCUCCGGUCUUCAUCUUUGGGAAACCGGUGCUUGGUUAUUCCCAAUAUUGUUACAGUCCACUCUCUUCACGUUCCUUGGCAAUAGCUUUUCGACAUUAAACACUAACCUAAUCAGAAUAAUGGAGGACAACGACAAGAGAAUUUCACAAAAUAUAAAGGAUCUCCGACGGAAACACCUCCAGUUGUGUAAAACCGUCGCCAUCCUGGAACAAGACACCAGCUAUUUAUUAACAGGAACCUAUGUCACUAAUGUAUUCCUCAUUUGUUUCAUCGUGUACCAGAUGGUGACGGCGGGUUCUUGGCCGAUAUAUUCAUACGUGAGCUUCUCGUCCUGGGUGCUGAUGAAUGUAACCGUUAUACUGACCAUAUCACACACAGCAGCUAAGGUCAAUGAAAAGGCCCAUUCUCAUUUGGAGUAUCUCUAUGAUGUGGACAUGAGUCAAGCCAGUCCUUUUGAAUCGCUUGAGUUGCAGAUGUUCCUGUCCAAACUCAAUGGGCCUCCACUUGGUUUUACAGUGUUAGGGUUUGUCACCAUCACUAAGGAGUUCAUCUUAACGCUGGGAGGUAUAAUUAUGACCUACUUUUUUCUGUUGCUUCAAUUCAAACUAUGAGAGAAGGCAGGCUUGUGUUUAAGAAACACGGAGACAUUGGAAUAACAACAAGUAGAGGAACGAAAACGACCUAUAGAUACUGGAAAUUUUGGUUGUUUUUGAAGAGGAAUAGUUUCAAUAACCAUCAACACUUCCUUAUUCAACCUAUCUUUUAUUUUUCAAGACAAAUACAAAAUCCUUUGUGUUGAAUUAAAUAUAUAUUUUAUCUGAUGAA